GAUGUCGCUCUUACUGACUGUUUUAGAUAAGCUGACAUAUUUGCUCUCUUUAAUUGCGAUUUGCGUCAGCGCGUCCAAUAGCUGGUUGAGGUGAAAUCAGAUAAUGUCUUACGUUCCGUGAGUUGAGUGUGAAUGAGUUGGUGUAUUUUUAUUCCACAGACAUUGGAUAAGCGACCUUGCUCUGUGUAACUGGAAGUAGACAGCGAGCCACCGGUAAGAGACCAGCACCAUGCUGCUCCAGUGGAUCCUGAGGCCGUGUCCAGUGUUUGUGUUGGCGCUGUGCGUGUUGGCGCUGUGCGUGUCGGCCAGCGAAGACUUCGACUGGACCAAGAACCAACGCGGAUCAUUCUUCUACGGCACUUUCCCAACUGGGUUUUCCUGGGGGGCCGGGAGCUCUGCGUACCAGACAGAAGGUGCCUGGGACAAGGACGGCAAGGGGAUGAGUAUCUGGGAUGUGUUUUCCCACCAGAAGGGAAAGAUCUUCCUCAAUGACACUGCAGAUCACUCCUGCGAAGGAUAUUACAAAUUCAAGGAGGACAUUGCUUUGAUGAAGGACAUGAAGUUUAACCACUAUCGUUUCUCCAUCUCCUGGCCAAGGAUCUUACCCAAUGGAAUCAAAAAUGACCACAUCAAUGAGAAGGGAAUCAAAUACUAUGACAACCUAAUCAACACGCUUCUGGACAAUAACAUCACACCCAUAGUGACUCUCUACCACUGGGAUCUGCCACAGGUCUUGGAGGAAAAGUAUGGUGGAUGGCAGAAUGUCAGCAUGGUGAACUACUUCAACGACUUUGCCAACUUGUGCUUUGAGCGGUUUGGGAACAGAGUCAAGUAUUGGAUCACAUUCAACAACCCAUGGUCCAGUGCUGUGGAAGGUUAUGAGACGGGGGAACACGCACCAGGGCUGAAACUCAGGGGCACCGGGGCCUACAAAGCUGCUCACCACAUGAUCAAGGCACACGCUAAGGUCUGGCACACAUACGACACUCAGUGGCGAAGCAAGCAGAGAGGCAUGGUUGGGAUCUCGUUGUCGGCGGACUGGGGGGAGCCAGUGGACGUCACCAACCAGCGAGACAUUGAGGCAGCUGAGAGAUACGUCCAGUUCUACCUAGGCUGGUUUGCGACCCCCGUCUUCAACGGAGACUACCCCCAGGUCAUGAAGGACUACAUAGGCAGGAAGAGUGCCCAGCAGGGUCUGGGAACCUCCCGUCUGCCCGUCUUCUCCACCCAGGAGAAGAGCUACAUCAAAGGCACCUGUGACUUCCUGGGCAUUGGCCACUUCACCACGCGCUAUGUCACCCAGAAGAACUACCCGCCUGGCCGCGGGAGCAGCUACUUCACCGACCGCGACCUGGCUGAGCUGGUGGACCCUCGCUGGCCUGACCCCGGCUCCGAGUGGCUGUAUUCAGUCCCCUGGGGAUUCAGACGCAUGCUCAACUUCGUCAGGAGCCAGUACGGGAACCCCAUGAUAUAUGUGACUGAAAACGGGGUGUCGGAGAAGAUGCGCGGUUGCACAGACCUGUGUGAUGAUUGGAGGAUGCAGUACUUCAAGGAAUACAUCAAUGAGAUGCUCAAAGCGGUUAAAGACGGAGUGAACGUGAAGGGCUACACCGCCUGGUCGCUCCUGGACAAGUUUGAAUGGGACGAAGGUUACUCCGAGAGGUUUGGCCUGUACUACGUGGACUUCCGCAACAAGAAUAAACCACGUUACCCAAAAGCCUCCGUUCAGUACUACAAACGCAUCAUCAGCUCCAACGGUUUCCCUAACCAGAGAGAGGUGGAGAGCUGGAAAAGGAAAGCGACAGAGACAUGCUCCUCCAGCAACCAACUGCUAGCUGCAGAUCCGUUGACGGGUCACAUGGAGAUGGUGACGGAGAUCGUGGUUCCCACAGUGGGUACUCUGUGUAUCCUGCUGGCUGCUGUGUUCCUCAUGUUCCUGCUGCGUGGACGCCUCUAGAACACAGAACCCAAGAUCUACACACAGACACAAACACACACGCAUACACACACAGUACAUUUGCAAACGCAAUGAAUGAAUGCACAUUCUGCUGAUAUGCAAGUGCACACACACACACACGCACACAGCUUCACACACACACACACACAGCUUCACGCACCCAUAACAAACACUCUUGAUGCUUCCGUAUUCUGUGUUAAACACAAUGCCUCUGCAGCUAGUAACAAAACGGAGUAGGAACUCAAGGCCUCUUCAUCCUCUGCCAGUUCAUCAUGAGGCAGCUGUUGAUUUCAGUGUCAUGUCCAUUUAAAGUGGGAAUCAGCCCUUUAGAAAACAAUAACCAAAGAUCCAGCCUGCUCUUGUUUUUGUAAAAAGCAGUGGGAGGGGGCUGGAGAAAUGUAACCCACUUUAAAUUCACAGACAGAGGACGUAAGAACCGACCAUCUGUAGUAUCACCACAUUAGUUUGAAACACGUUUUGAGGCUGUGGAGUUGUUAGUAGAGAGGUUUCCAUUUCAUUUGUUUACAGAGAAUGGAUAAAAACCGGCUGAUAUUUCAGGUUGGGUCCCACAGCCACUCUGAGCUCAUGAGGCAUUCAUAACGUUUUUUUAAAUCAAUGGAUAAAUAUAAUUAAUUUAUAGUUUAUACAAAUUAAUUUAGCCACCCAUAAUGCCACAGAUUCCUGUGUACCUGUGUAUCAUGAGUUCACAUGGACUUUAUUAUAAAAUUGUUAAAAAUCAAAACAUCCUAAUUGCAUGUGUCAGAUUUCACAAUGAAUGAAUUCAGGCUUGGUCUUUGAUGUGAUUUAAAGUAGGAUUUGUUUAAAACAAUUCUUACAUAGAUAUUUUUAAACAAACAUUUGUAGUUUGAUGUACUGACCAUUUUGACUUGACAAUGAUAGCUGUCUUUUUUUUUUUUACCAGACUAAGUUUAUCUUUCUUUUACAUUGAUAUUUCUCCAGGGACAAUUGUGGACACAAGACAGUUUAACAAGGAACAUCUCAAAUUCCAUUAAGUUAAUCAAGUGCUCAUGUACAUAACUCUUUUGUCUUGAAAAUUAAAUGUCAAUAAAAGAUUCCACGACAUUUGGAAACAGUUAAUCUUCUUAUAGAACUGAAGAAGCUCAGCCUGAGAAUUGGAAUGUACGCACUCAGUGUCAGCCAAUGAGAAUGCAGCAACGCUCAUAUUAGGAGCGCAAACCUGGCAUUAAGUCCUCCCAAAUAUUAAACCCAAUGAGCUAUCUCCUGUCUCUUCCUCCAAAUAAACGCAGUUUAAAUGUUCACCCACGGAAGCCUUAAGUCUGCUCACCGAGUGAAACCCUGAAAGGGAGGGCGUCGACAUCACACAGAAAAAUGCACCAUCUCUUGCUGCCUCGCCUUCACAGUAAAAAGCGUGCAGACGGCACCUUCCAGGGCCACUGUCGAAGGGCCUCCUGUGCCUAGUGAAAACCCAACAGACUAUAGAGGGGUCGUGAGUCUCGCCGCCCAGCAGGAGGGACUUGGAACGGCAACAGAUGGAAAAUUCACAUUCUUCAAAGGCAGGAUCCUCGAAACACUAGGGGCAGUUAUUAACGUAUUAAUGGCUAAACAGAGUGGCUGUUUACAAGGGCGUUGUAGUCGGGGAUGGCGGGCGAGUGUUUCCACAAUCGACUUUUAGUCUGAUGGUAGCGAGUUUGUUUCCAGUGAGAGGUGUGACAUUAACAUUAAUCCUAACCCAACCUCAGUACUGUGAUGCCUUACUGUAACCUAAC
Messenger RNA from Esox lucius (northern pike), 3705 nucleotides. RefSeq names its product lactase-like a (gene lctla). The coding region runs from base 230 to 1957 and encodes 575 amino acids. The transcript has 13 exons. Gene Ontology annotation, molecular function: beta-glucosidase activity. NCBI's taxonomy places the organism in Eukaryota, Metazoa, Chordata, Actinopteri, Esociformes, Esocidae. Gene Ontology annotation, biological process: carbohydrate metabolic process. The record is from RefSeq and is a predicted model, not a curated record.